AUGUUAACUUCAUUCCUGUACUGCAGUAACUAUGAGAGUCCUUAUAGAUCAACAUACAGUAUUCCUACUAGUUUGGGCAUACGACCAUAUCAACAAAAUAAUAAUUCAAGCAACCAUAAUAACAAUGGUGGCAGCGGUUAUGGCAGCAAUAUACAAACACCUGAUUCACCACGUAGCACGCGUAGCGCACCAUGGCCGAGGUCACAGCAACGAUCGCUCUUUGGCAAUAAUCCAUCGAGUCCACGCUCAGUGCGUUCGGCAAGCACAACGGGUGGUGGCCUACAUCAUCACCAUCAACACCAGCAUCAUUACCAACAGCAGCAUCACCAUCAGCAACAUCAGCAACAUCAACGGCAUCAAGCGAACGGUGCUGCUCACCAGCGUGAUCACGUACCUUCGCAACGAUAUCGAUCAAGUUCGGUUGAAAGUCAUUCAUCAAAUGAUUCGCGCUCAACACGAAGGCACAAGCAUCGACAUCGACGUACUUCCGAUAAUGAGAGUGAAUUAUCGCGUAGUUCUGGUCGUUCAGGUCGUUCGUAUCAUCGGAAACAUCGGCGUUCGCGUCAUCGUCGAGAUUCUGGUGGUUCAGAUCAUGAGAGCACACGUGGACGUAGCUAUUCUGGUCAUCGCGCUUCUUCAGCGCGUAGUGGUUCAGCUGAAUUGAUUGAUUCGGCAUUGCAGUGGCGCGAAGUGCAACGACGUCAAGCAGAAGCUAGUCUAGGUCAAAGUUCCGUCCAUCAGGCAUCGGUGUCGAAGAGCAGCAUGUUGGCUCGCAGCUUACACAGUAACGAUAGUCAUUCAGAUACACACUCGCAUCAUAAGUCAAGGCGGCACAGAAAGAAUAAAUCUCCAUCCGAUUCUCGCAAUCGUAUUUGGUCAAGUGAACUCGCUAAGCAUUUACAAUUUGAUCUAGUCGAUACAACUGGCAUGACCGAAGAUCAGCUUCGCGAAAUUCCCUAUACAGUAGUGGAAACGAAUUCUAAGCGUUCUAAUUCAAACCUUAAGAUACAUAAAAGCAACAGCAAGAAUAGUGUUGGCGGUAAGAGUACAGGUUCUGGCAACACAAUUACAAAUGGUAGUGGCUCUGGGAACGGACAGGGUAAAAAUCGUGUCGAUCGUAUACGCGGCUCCCAUCCGACUGAUAACACUGGUGGUAAAAAUGGUUCCAUACGUUCGGCAAGCACAAUUUCUUCACGCGAAUGUGAACGUAACAAUGGUUUAGUAAGAAUGAUGUCUAGUAUGAGUAUGGGAGAUUUUAUAUCCCCCACUGGUUCUAAUCUUAGUCCACUUGAAAAUUCAGCUUUACGUGUUUCGCAUGAGCAUACCGAUUCUGGUUUAGGUGCUGAUCAAGAUUAUGCUUAUUCUUCUGAAAGAUCUAGUGAUAGCACACGUUACGGUACGAAUAAAUCAUCUGGUGCUUCUAGUGGUAGUCAUCGUAAAUCGGCUGGUGCCGGUAGUGGUUCCAAUUACAAUAAUUUAAUGCAACAAACUGUGAGUAAUCAACAGCAAACACAGCGUCAAAAUUCUUUUUAUGCACAGCGUCAACAAGCGCAAAAACAAAAUUUCAAAUUCUCCCAAACUAACCAAAACUCAUCAAAAUCAAAAUCACUGGCGCCCAUUCACAAUACCCAUUCCUCUACUAAUUCAGCUAACAAUAACAAUUCGAACACUACUAAUCCGGGUAGUUUUAAUGAGGCGAACACUUCAAAGCCGAGCACUAAUCGUCUGCUUAACUACACCACAUUUGAGAACAACCAAUACAAGUUUAGUCUUAACAAUGUGUUUAGUAAGAGCGGUGCAGCUAAGAGUGCUGGCAGUAUUGGCAGCAUUGGUAGUGGUGGUGUAAGUGGUUAUGGUUUUACUAACAAUCAGAUGGAUAGUUUUCUUGAAUGGCCAAAUUCACCAGCUGCACCGUAUUACUAUAAUGGUCCACCUUCGACAAAUGUUAAUAUGAAGAAACGUGACGCCAAAUCCGAUAUUGGUGUACCGAUACGUCGACUUUCCGGUCAAGCCAUAACAAAGACUCAAUUAUUAAGUGGCCAAUUGCCGAAUGCCAGUUGCUAUCCGAUGCCAACAGCAGCUUAUUCGGUGGUCGGUUUAGCCUCGCACUUACAUCCAGCCAAAUCAGAUUUGUUUCUUUCGUAUAUGCAUUCUUCGUCUGCCGGGGAAUAUGAACGUCCAUAUAUUUACAAUUAUAAAAUGCCAGAUAUGCCGGAAUUUAUGCGUCCCGCCAAUACAACAACGCCACAACACCAAAAACAGCAGCAACAGCAGCAGCAGCAACAGAAUUUGCCACAACAAACUAACACGGCUUAUCACAUUUCAGGCGCACAAACUGCUGAUCCGCCACCAGUUUAUAAGCCUUCCAAUAGUGGUAGCAUCAACAAUGGUGGCGGAGUUGGUGUUGGUGUUGGCAGUAGCAUGUUGUAUGGCGGUGCUGCGCCCGCUACUGAUGUCAUGUAUUACCAAUUUGACAACGGCAAGCCGCCAAUUGUUCAACAGCCGAAAUCUCUACUGAACAAGACCACAAAUGAUCCCUCGUCACAAAUGCAAAAAGCAACGACAUCAGCCAAUGUUGUCGGUCCAUUAGUCUACUUGCAGCACGGCCAGAAUGUUGCGCCAGCAAAUGCCACUUCAACACAGCAAACUGUGAGUAGUGAUUUACUUUGUUUAUCGCAUGGCAAACGCAUGUUGCUGCACUAA
This is a messenger RNA of Teleopsis dalmanni, 2703 nucleotides long. Its product is annotated as transcription factor mef2A-like. Lineage: Eukaryota; Metazoa; Arthropoda; Insecta; Diptera; Diopsidae. The record is from RefSeq and is a predicted model, not a curated record. Bases 1 to 2703 code for a protein of 900 amino acids. The transcript is spliced from 7 exons.